This is a messenger RNA of Mesocricetus auratus (golden hamster), 2707 nucleotides long. RefSeq lists its product as uncharacterized. The transcript has 5 exons. The coding region runs from base 1 to 2259 and encodes 752 amino acids. Gene Ontology annotation, biological process: negative regulation of transcription by RNA polymerase II. Gene Ontology annotation, cellular component: nucleus. The record is from RefSeq and is a predicted model, not a curated record. Lineage: Eukaryota; Metazoa; Chordata; Mammalia; Rodentia; Cricetidae.
AUGCCUCGGGGUCAGAAGAGUAAGCUCCAAGCCCAAGGAAAAUGCCACCAGACUGAAGGUGAGACCCAGGAUCUCCAGAGUGUUCAGGCCCCUGCAAGAGAGGAGGAAAGAUCCCCCCAUACAAAAUUAGCUUAUAGGCUACAAAGCUCUUCAAAGGUGCCCCAGAGAGCCUUUUCUACCACUGAGUCUAAGGGUGUUUCUACUAGAAGAUCAUGUGAAGGAGCUAACAGUGUAAUUAAAAGCAAACCACAUUCUUCCCAGGCCUCAUCCUCUACGGUGAAGCGCCCUAGAAGCUCUCUUGUUGGUACAAUCCAGAUGGUAGUGAAAUAUAUGAUGCACAUGUAUAAAAUGCAAAGGCCCAUUCUGAAAGCAGAUCUGUUGAAGAUUAUCUCCAAAGAGCAUAGAAAACGCUUCUUUGAGAUCCUCCAAAAAGCUUCUUUCAACAUAGAGGUGGUAUUUGGUGUAGACUUAAAGGAAGUAGAUUCUCUAAAGCACUCUUACACCCUUGUCAGCAAGAUGAAUCUCCCUAACAAUGGCACUGUGAGUAGAGGCAGGGGAUUCCCCAAGACUGGACUGCUAAUGAACCUUCUAGGUGUGAUAUUCCUGAGAGGAAACUGUGCAGCCGAGGAAAAGAUCUGGGAAUUCCUGAAUAAGAUGAAAGUAUAUGAUGGAAAGAAGCAUUUCAUUUUUGGGGAACCCAGGAAGCUUAUCACUAAAGAUUUAGUGAAACUUAAAUACCUGGAGUACCGGCAAGUACCUAACAGCCAUCCUGCAAGCUAUGAGUUUCUGUGGGGCCCAAGAGCUCAUGCUGAGACAAGCAAGAUGAAAAUCUUGGAGUUUUGGGCUAAGAUCAACCAUACAGUUCCCAAUGCCUUCCAGUCCUGGUAUGAUGAAGCUUUGAAAGACGAGGAAGAAAAAACUGGAACCGAAGUUACACACAGUGACACAUUAACCCACAGUGAAUCUCAGUGGCGUCCACACGGAGAAGCUGCUCUCGCUGCCACUGCCGUCCACUGCGUGGAUCUGCUGAGGGCCGUCCACUGCGUGGAUCUGCUGAGGGCAAAUUUCUCUGACUCCUGUGGAAUCAAGAGAGAUGAGAUCCUCUGGCUGAAGUUACAGGAGAAAGGAGUGUUCUUGACCCUGUAUGGAGGCAAAAUGGGAGACCUGAGCUUUCCACUGCUGAGCGAGCACAGGAAAGAGGCUGUAGGACCUGCCAAAACCACCAUGCCCAGGGGACAUAAGAGUAAGGCCCGUGCUCGUGAGAAGCGCCGCCAGAUCCAAGAUGAGGUCCAGGGGCUCCAGGAUGCUCAAGCAAAGGCAGCAGAGAAAGAAGAGUCACCCUCCUCUGCUCAUGAUUCUGGAGAUGCUGUUGCAAGCACCUCUGCUGCUAGCCUGUCUCUGAUGUCUAAACCUCAGGGCAAGGCAUCUACAAUCACUGCUGGGAAACGUGUGUCCCGCAGAUCUGGUAAAGGUGCCAAAGGCCGAAGGGAGCAAAGUCUUAGUUUCUCUAUGGCCCCACACUCCACUGAGAGCCCCCAGAGUAAUCUUCUAUCAAGGAAGACGGGGAUGCUGAUGCAGUAUCUGCUCUGCAAGUACAAACUGAAACAGCCCAUGUAUAAGGGAGAAAUGCUGAAAGUUAUCAACAAAAGAUUCAAGGAGCAGUUUCCUGAUAUCCUCAAGAAAGCCUCUGAGCGCAUACAGCUGGUUUUUGGUCUUGAAGUAAAGCAAAUUAAGCCCAACGGUAGCUACUACACCCUUGUCAGCAAGUUAGACCCCAGUGUUGAGGGGACUCUGACCACUAGCUUGCCUUUUCCCCAGAAUGGGCUGCUGAUGCCUCUGCUGGGUGUGAUCUUCUUGAAUGGCAACCGUGCCUCUGAGACAGAUAUCUGGGAAUUCCUGAAUAUUUUGGGAAUUUAUGAUGGGAAGGCACACAUAAUCUUUGGGGAGCCCAGAAAGCUUAUCACCAACGAUUUGGUUAAGGAAAAAUACCUGGAAUACCGUAAGGUGGUUGGUAGUGAUCCUCCAUCCUAUGAGUUUCUGUGGGGUCCCCGAGCCAAUGCUGAAACCACCAAGAUGAAAGUCCUGGAGUUUUUAGCCAAGGUCAAUGAGACCGUUCCCCAGGCUUUCCCAUCUCAUUAUGAAGAGGCUUUGAGAGAUCAGGAAGAGAGAGCCCAAGCUGAAGCUGUAGGGGGGCAUGACACUGCUGCUGAAGACAAGGCAGAGUCUGAAGCCACACCUGGUGACGACUCUUGCUCCUAGGGAAAUUAGAGGCAGAGUAGCCUUAGCUUUGGAGCAGGGUUUCCCAAUUUAAAAGUAGUAAGAGGCUGGUGGUUCAUAAUGUGUAUCUUCUUGUGCUUUGGUUAUACAGUAGUAUUUUUCAAGUGUUUUCCUUUUCUUGAAGACCUCUUUUCGAUUUAGAAUCAAUAGUUAUAAAUGACAUAGAUCAUACUAUUAGUUGCUAGAAGAUUUAAGCAUAAGAAUUUUGAUAUUCUGUAUUACAUUCUAGACACCCUUGAAUGUCAAGUUGAAGAGCAAGCAACCGUGACUUUGUAAUGGAGAUCUUUUUGAAAUGUGUGAAAUCUGUUUCUUAGAAUAGGAAAACAAGUCAAAAUGUAAAAACUACCAUUUUCCCUUACUCACUUUUGUUUCUAUUCCACUUUUUGGUAGUUUGAAGAAAUGCUCUUAUUUGUUGUUAACUGAAUAAAGA